AUGCAUCUUUACAAUCUGACCCUCCAAAGGGCCACGGGCAUUACCCAUGCAGUCCAUGGCAAUUUCAGUGGCAGUAAAGUCCAAGAAAUUGUUGUUGCAAGAGGCAAAUCUUUAGAAUUGCUGAGACCAGACCCGAACACAGGCAAAGUGCAUACACUGUUGACAGUGGAAGUUUUUGGCGUUGUUAGGUCUUUGAUGUCCUUUAGAUUAACAGGUGGAUCUAAAGACUACAUUGUUGUUGGGUCUGAUUCUGGAAGAAUUGUCAUCCUAGAGUACCUGCCACAAAAAAAUGUUUUUGACAAAGCUCACCAAGAAACUUUUGGAAAGAGUGGAUGCCGUAGAAUUGUCCCAGGACAGUAUCUGGCUAUUGACCCAAAGGGCCGAGCUGUCAUGAUAGGUGCUGUAGAAAAACAAAAGUUAGUAUACAUUUUGAACAGAGAUGCAGAAGCACGUCUCACCAUUUCAUCACCCCUUGAGGCACACAAAAGUAAUACACUUGUUUAUCACAUGGUCGGGGUUGAUGUUGGCUUUGAGAACCCUAUGUUUGCUUGCUUGGAAAUUGACUAUGAGGAGGCUGAUACAGACCCCUCUGGUGAAGCUGCAAACAAAACCCAGCAAACCUUAACUUUCUAUGAACUUGAUUUGGGUUUAAAUCAUGUAGUUCGAAAAUACAGUGAGCCGUUAGAGGAGCAUGCAAAUUUCCUUAUAUCUGUGCCUGGAGGAAACGAUGGCCCCAGUGGUGUUCUAAUCUGUUCUGAGAAUUAUCUUACAUAUAAAAAUUUGGGAGACCAGCAUGACAUUCGGUGUCCAAUUCCUCGGCGAAGAAAUGAUUUGGAUGACCCAGAGAGGGGCAUGAUUUUUGUUUGCUCUGCUACACACAAAACCAAGUCAAUGUUCUUCUUUUUAGCACAGACAGAGCAGGGAGAUAUAUUUAAAAUUACUUUGGAGACUGAUGAAGAUGUAGUUACUGAAAUAAAGUUGAAGUAUUUUGAUACAGUACCUGUAUCAUCAGCUAUGUGUGUUAUGAAGACUGGUUUCCUCUUUGUAGCUUCUGAAUUUGGAAAUCAUUACCUCUAUCAGAUUGCUCAUCUUGGUGAUGACGACGAUGAACCCGAAUUCAGUUCUGCUAUGCCCCUUGAAGAGGGUGAUACAUUCUUCUUUGCACCUCGAGCACUGCGCAAUCUAGUUAUGGUUGAUGAAUUGGAUUCUCUCUCACCAAUUUUAGCCUGUCAGGUGGCUGAUUUGGCCAAUGAGGACACACCUCAACUCUACAUGUUGUGUGGAAGGGGUCCACGGUCCACUCUGAGAGUAUUGCGGCAUGGUCUGGAGGUAUCUGAAAUGGCCAAGUCAGAACUCCCAGGUAAUCCUAGUGCAGUAUGGACUGUGAAAAGAAGAGCUGAUGAGGAAUUUGAUGCAUACAUUAUUGUAUCUUUUGUGAAUGCUACUUUGGUUUUGUCAAUUGGAGAAACUGUUGAAGAAGUUACUGAGUCUGGCUUCUUGGGUAUUACACCCACCUUGUCUUGUUCUGCUUUGGGAGAUGACGCUCUUGUUCAGGUAUAUCCUGAUGGUAUCCGACACAUUCGUGCUGAUAAGCGAGUUAAUGAAUGGAAAGCUCCUGGAAAGAAGACAAUUAUCAAGUGUGCUGUUAACCAAAGACAGGUUGUGAUUGCACUUACAGGUGGAGAGCUUGUGUACUUUGAAAUGGAUCCCACCGGCCAAUUAAAUGAAUACACCGAACGUAAGGAAAUGCCCAGUGAUGUUAUUUGUAUGGCUCUCGCCAAUGUCCCUGCUGGUGAGCAAAGAUCACGUUUCUUGGCAGUUGGACUCUCAGACAACACAGUGCGAAUUAUUUCUCUAGACCCUUCUGACUGCCUGUCUCCUCUCAGUAUGCAAGCCUUACCAGCUGCUGCAGAAUCUCUCUGCAUUGUAGAAAUGGGAGGUGGUGACAGAGAUACCAGAGACAGGGAGGAAGCCGAUACUGGUGGUGUGCAGGGAACACUUUACCUCAACAUUGGCUUACAAAAUGGUGUGUUACUGAGGACAGUAUUGGACCCUGUUACUGGUGAUCUUGCUGAUACACGAACCCGCUACCUUGGGUCCAGACCUGUCAAACUUUUCCGAAUUCGCAUGCAAGGAAGUGAAGCUGUUCUGGCCAUGUCUAGUCGUUCAUGGCUUAGUUAUUACUAUCAAAAUCGAUUCCAUUUGACUCCUCUAUCUUAUGAGUCGUUGGAGUAUGCUGCUGGUUUUUCUUCAGAGCAGUGUCCUGAAGGCAUUGUAGCAAUUUCCACAAAUACUCUGCGAAUUUUGGCUCUAGAAAAGUUGGGGGCUGUUUUCAAUCAGGUUUCAUUCCCCGUAGAAUAUACCCCUAGAAAAUUUGUUAUUCACCCUGAAUCUUCUCAUCUUGUAAUGGUUGAAACAGAACAUAAUGCUUAUACUGAGGAAACUAAAAAGCAGCGAAGGAUUCAAAUGGCGCAGGAAAUGCAAGAGGCAGCUGGUGAAGAGGAGCAAGACCUUGCCAGGGAGAUGGCUGAAGCAUUCCUUAGUGAGGACCUCCCAGAGAGUUUGUUUGGCGCACCAAAAGCAGGCCCAGGAAUGUGGGCAUCCCUCAUCAGAAUUUUGAACCCUGUUGAAGGGAGCACUAUUUGCAGAGUACCUUUUGAUCAGAACGAAGCUGCUCACAGUAUUGCACUUGUGAGGUUUGCCAAUACUCCAGAUCAACAGUUCAUUGUUGUUGGUGUCUCCAAAGACCUUCAAUUAAAUCCUCGUCAAUUUUCAGCUGGCUACCUUCUUACUUACAGAGUGGACAUAGACUGCACUAAUAUGGAGUUAGUUCACAAGACUAUCCUAGAUGAAGUACCUCAGGCGUUGUGCCCGUUCCAGGGUAAACUUUUAGUUGGAGUUGGAAAAAUGCUUCGUCUGUAUGACAUGGGAAAGAAAAAGCUGCUCCGCAAGUGUGAGAACAAGCACAUUCCAAAUUUGAUUGUCAACAUUCAAGCCAUGGGUAACAGAAUAUUUGCAUCAGAUGUUCAAGAGAGCGUUUACAUGGUUCGUUACAAGAGACAAGAAAACCAACUUAUUAUCUUUGCUGAUGACACCCACCCCCGGUGGGUCACCUGCAGCACAGUCCUUGAUUAUGAUACUACUGCCGUGGCUGACAAAUUCGGCAAUAUAUCUGUGAUACGGCUUGCUGGUAAUGUGAGUGAUGAUGUUGAUGAAGACCCCACUGGUAACAAAGCUCUUUGGGACAGAGGAUUGUUAAAUGGUGCAUCCCAGAAAGCAGACUUUGUUGUUAAUUUCCACAUUGGAGAAAUUGUUAUGUCUCUUCAGAAAGCCACUUUGAUUCCUGGAGGCAGUGAAUCCUUGGUGUAUACCACCCUGUCUGGCACAGUAGGAGUGCUUGUUCCAUUCACAUCCCAUGAGGACCAAGAUUUCUUCCAACAUCUUGAAAUGCACAUGCGCUCUGAAAAUGCACCUCUCUGUGGCCGAGACCACCUGUCAUUCAGGUCUUAUUACUUCCCAGUAAAGAAUGUCAUUGAUGGAGAUCUCUGUGAGCAAUUCAACUCAAUUGAUCCUACUAAGCAAAAGAGCAUAGCGGAGGACCUUGAUCGGAAUGCUAAUGAAGUUUCCAAGAAGCUUGAAGACAUUAGAACGAGAUAUGCCUUCUGAUUGAGUUAUCAAUUACUUAAAUUCCAACAAUUCAUUACUACUUUCAGACAAAACAUUUCUUGAUGCUUGUUCAUAUAUUUGAUUAGACCUCCAUGUCACCAUUCAUCUAUGUAUAUAUGUCAUCCACUCAUCCAUUUUUUUUUUUGUAUACUUCACUGUUGUGUGAUAAUGUGUGUCUAGUUUUAUAAUGUACAUAUACUUCAUCCAACUGAGUAACUUUUAAUUUCACCUGUCAUCAUAGCAAAUUUCGAUACCAGAAAGUUUUGCUGAAACAAAAAGGAAAAAAAAAUGUCAGUUAUUGAGCUCUUUAGUUUUCAUGAACUCAGGCUUUUAAAGGAUUAUGGGCAGGAAACAUGCUCAGAAACAACUCAUGACGGACACUGAAGCUAGAUUAAACUCACUAUCUUUAUUAUUUUUCAAAAGGUUUCCGAUAAAAUCUAAGCUGCCAAGAGGAAUGAAAUGGAAUGAACUACCCCUUACUUUGUGAACUGGGAUCACAAAAAAAAAUUAAAUCAUGUAACAAACUGUAAAUUGUUCUUUGAUUUAUAAUAAAAUAGAUAAGAAUUUCAAACA
Thrips palmi is the source of this 4239-nucleotide messenger RNA. RefSeq names its product splicing factor 3B subunit 3 (gene Sf3b3). Bases 1 to 3666 code for a protein of 1221 amino acids. The record is from RefSeq and is a predicted model, not a curated record. Gene Ontology annotation, biological process: mRNA splicing, via spliceosome. Gene Ontology annotation, cellular component: nucleus; U2 snRNP. Lineage: Eukaryota; Metazoa; Arthropoda; Insecta; Thysanoptera; Thripidae. Gene Ontology annotation, molecular function: U2 snRNA binding; protein binding. The transcript has 19 exons.